Messenger RNA from Neopsephotus bourkii (Bourke's parrot), 1248 nucleotides. RefSeq names its product interleukin-8-like. Gene Ontology annotation, molecular function: chemokine activity; CXCR chemokine receptor binding. The record is from RefSeq and is a predicted model, not a curated record. Gene Ontology annotation, cellular component: extracellular region. Gene Ontology annotation, biological process: chemokine-mediated signaling pathway; inflammatory response; antimicrobial humoral immune response mediated by antimicrobial peptide. The transcript is spliced from 4 exons. Lineage: Eukaryota; Metazoa; Chordata; Aves; Psittaciformes; Psittacidae. The coding region runs from base 241 to 555 and encodes 104 amino acids.
UGUUAAUGAAAAGCAGUUUCAUGGUCAUCUGGGGCAAGGGGCUUGCCCACUCACCCGUGACUCACGGCACAGCAGCAUGUUACAGGUUUGGAGUUUCCAUUGGCAUGACCCAUGUGUGCCAGGGAGGCUGAGGCAGUAUAAAACCCAUCAGGUCCCAAGGCACCAGCACUGGCCACCUUUGGGACUCACCUCAGCACAGCACCAGGCCUCUGGAACACAAGAGAGAAACACUCUUGCAUCAUGACAGGCAAGGCUGUGGCUGUGGUCCUGAUCCUUCUCUUCAUAUCAGCAGUGGGAACAAAAGGUAAGGCCCUUCCACGCUCAGCAAUGGAGCUCCGGUGCCAGUGCAUAGGCACUCAUUCCAAGUUCAUCCAUCCCAAGUUCAUUCACAAUGUGAACCUCAUCCCCAGCGGACCUCACUGCAAGAACGUCGAAGUCAUAGCUACCCUGACGGAUGGCCGGGAAGUCUGCCUGGAGCCCACCGCUCCCUGGGUGAAGCUCAUCAUCAAGGCAAUCCUAGACAAGGCAAACGCCAAACCUGAGACAGUGUCCUAAGACAAAGAAGACAAAACGUCCUAACUCCUGCAGCAAGGCAAAAAAGAGAUGGAGAUGCCCAUCCAGCUUCUGGCAGCUCACCUCCUCCUGCUGCCUAUAUUCACACUUCUAACAGCACCAAGAGCGUAUGGAUUCCCUGGAUUUAGAAUCACAAAAUCACAGAAUGGUUUGAGUUGGAAGGGACCUUCAAAGGUCGUCUAGUUCCAACCCCUCUGCAAUAAGCAGGGACCUCUUGAGCUAGAUCAGGUUUCGUAGUUAGUUCACAACAGUACUGAAGUAUUUUACAGAGGUCACAUUAUGUAGGAGAGGAAUCACUGACACCAGAAAAAGCAGGCAGAAGAAAUGGUUUGUGAAAGGAUAUGGAGAGAUCCUGGAAUGAGUUUUGGUAAACACAGCUGGAUCAGUGCAGAGCUUUCGCUAAAUGACACCUUCCCUUUCUGCUGUUUAGGAAAAGAACAGCACCUAACUCCUUCUCUCCAGGAAAGCAUCGAUAGGGGAGCAUCAAGUUUAGGUCACUGCUGCUCAACCUUUUUGCUCAGAGCAGACUACUGAUCGAAAGAGGGAGCUGGCAGAGUUAGGACAUAAAAAUUCUGAGAUACUGGGGCUUGUGUCAUCAUAUUCAAGAUAUUAUUUAUUGUGAAUUACUGUUGUGAAGGUCUCAAGAUACAUUUUAAUGCCAUCUUUUGCUUAGAA